Perca flavescens (yellow perch) is the source of this 528-nucleotide messenger RNA. RefSeq names its product lipopolysaccharide-induced tumor necrosis factor-alpha factor homolog. Gene Ontology annotation, molecular function: zinc ion binding. The record is from RefSeq and is a predicted model, not a curated record. Gene Ontology annotation, cellular component: cytoplasmic side of late endosome membrane; cytoplasmic side of lysosomal membrane; nucleus. The coding region runs from base 1 to 384 and encodes 127 amino acids. Lineage: Eukaryota; Metazoa; Chordata; Actinopteri; Perciformes; Percidae. The transcript has 5 exons.
AUGGGAUCGGGAGGUGUGGAUGUUCAACAACCUGUCCAGUUCCACCAACAACAACCUCAGGUCAUUCAACUUGUUGAACAACCUGCCUUCCAGUUCCAACAACAACCUCAGGUAGUUCAACCUGUAAAUCAGGUGGUGGUGGUGCAGCAGCAGCGGCGGCCAACUGAUGUUCCUGGACAGAUGACGUGUCCUCACUGCCAAAAUACUGUUGUCACUACAGUCACGUACACAAAUGGUAUGCUCACCUGGCUGAUCUGUGGCACACUAGGAAUCUUGUUGAUCUGGCCUUGCUGUCUCAUCCCCUUCUGUGUGAAUGAAUGCAAGGACGUGAAGCAUUCCUGCCCCGUCUGCAACAACGUCCUGCACAUUCAUAAACGCAUGUGAAAAGCACCGCAGUGACCUCUCUGCUGAAGUACCAACAAAACAUAGAAAAGUCAUCCAUGACUAAAUAAAACAUUUAGACAGGAGCCAAACCCCUAUAUGCAAACACAUUGGACGUAGUCAUGAACCCUGUGCUCACUUGUGUCA